Molecule: messenger RNA, 320 nt
Organism: Racocetra persica
Lineage: Eukaryota; Fungi; Glomeromycota; Glomeromycetes; Diversisporales; Gigasporaceae
Source: the annotation of a GenBank genome assembly
AUGUCUUCUACAAAGCAUAAAAAAAGUAAACCAACUUUCACUAAUAAACAGAAAAAGGCUGUCAUCAUGCAUAAAGAAAACAACUCUCAACUUAGUCAAGCUAACCUCAAGCAAUUGAAGACAAUCCCCCUACAAAAAGGCAGAAAACACAUUAUAAUAGAAAAGGCAAAACAGUUCACAGGAUUGAUGAAUAUACCUGAAGAAGAUGCUUCUGUAGAUAACGAUAUUAUUAAUGCUGCUAUUCCUCGGUUAAGAAAAAUUUUAAAAGAAUAUAAUCUAAAAGAUAUUUAUAAUAUGGAUGAGACUAGCUUAUUUUAUCA